AUGCAAUGUUUUCCCUCCAUCGCCUUGCUGGUGGCUUGCUGCCCUGAUGCGACUGUGACAUCCCCUCGAGAACAUGGCUGUCCCGAGAGGUACAUUGCGAUGCACGACAGCUGCUGCCACCGUCCCGUCAUUAGCGCUGUUCUCAAGGCUUUGGGCACACUGUCGCCGGUGGACAUGGCCCGCCUGUCUCAGUCAAGAGAGGAAUAUACUGAGAGCCUGGAAGGCAUCGAAGGGCUCAUGCGGACCUACCUUCUCGACAGCGAUCACGGCAGUGUGGAUGCUUGGAGGCUCUUUACCUCGGCCUCUGCCCGAAGGUCCUUGAUGAGCGUGGACCUUUUGAAGGAUCGCUUCGUGAAGCUGCAAACUGUGGAGGAGGCCCAGCAACUCUUGGCGGAGGCCGUUCCGGCGAACCGCCGCCUUGGCCGGGCGCUCUUCCGCUUGGAGACAUACUACAUUUUCCUUCUUGGACACAUCUCGGCGGUAAGGCGGCAGCGAAUGCAGGAGCUCAGUCUGGAGGCCACGCGCGAGCUUUUUGACCCGUCUCUGGAGCUCUAUGAAGCCGGGAUGCAGGCGUACAGCUUCCUGGCCUACAGUCUCAUUCCCAACCUGCAGGUCUUUAGCCGUCAGUUGGAAGCACCGGUGGGGCGCGGCUAUUUCCAUGCGAACUCAUCGCAGAUGAAUUCGGCUUCUUCGGCCCCGGUGGCUCUGCUCAUCGUGAGCUUGGGAGACUGGGCAAAGACUGGAUUUCUGACCCUUUGGAGUGUUCUCCAACAUCGGACAGCCAGUCUUCGCGUGGUGGUGCUUGGGGACGAGCCGGGAUUGCGUGCAUGGCAACUAGCAGUCCAGGAGCUCAAAGACCAAUUUACGAAGUUUGAGGGCGUGACCUUUGAGUACAUCAACUUCAACGACCAUCCGCAGUUCUCCAUGUACCUCGAGAAGUACCCCACUGAGACUUGUAGCUUUGGUGCUGCUGGGAAAGCCAUCCUGGCGCGGGUGGUCUGCCAUCUACUGCUGCCACCGGACAUAGACAAGAUUAUUUCGAUCGAUGUGGGUGACAUCAUCCUGCUGGACGACAUUGCAAGCCUCUGGAGGGAAUUCGACAACAUGCAGGAACACCAUGUGCUGGCGGCACCCCACGCAGUUCAAUUGCACCAUGUGAAUGCUGGUGUGGUGCUCUACUACGUCGCGAGGAUGCGGGAGAGCAACUUCACUGAAGAGACCCUGCGAGCUGUGAGCGACAUGCAACGCCGUGCUCCCGACCCGACUUGCCUCCGGGACCAGUCCAUCAUCAAUGUGCUUCAUAGCCACCGGGAAGACUUUGGCUAUGCUGGACCCAGCCCGGUGAUGAUCCUUCCCUGUCGCUGGUCGGUCUUUCCGACCACCGAGUGGCUCUCUUAUUGGAACAGCCCUGAGAAGUGGCUAGACGAGCUUCGCGACAAGCGCCGCUAUCCUGGGAUCAUCUCCAUACACCACGUUGAGGUCUUCUGUCCCGACGACAUGGAUCUCUUGUCAGCCUGGGCUUUCUUGCCACUGAAGUCCACAGAGGACGAAUCCAAGCAAACGCGAAUGCGUCUCUAUGCACACUACCACGGUACGAAGCAGGAGCGAUACUGCUCGAACGAGCGGACUCAACGCUGCUGCCGCUGUGGGGAGCGUGCCUCUUU
Molecule: messenger RNA, 1664 nt
Organism: Symbiodinium sp. CCMP2592
Lineage: Eukaryota; Dinophyceae; Suessiales; Symbiodiniaceae
Source: the annotation of a GenBank genome assembly